Molecule: messenger RNA, 1200 nt
Organism: Cervus elaphus (red deer)
Lineage: Eukaryota; Metazoa; Chordata; Mammalia; Artiodactyla; Cervidae
Gene: GPX8
Product: glutathione peroxidase 8 (putative)
Exons: 3
Coding region: 134-766 (210 amino acids)
Biological process (GO): response to oxidative stress
Molecular function (GO): glutathione peroxidase activity
Source: RefSeq, a predicted model, not a curated record
GGAGCUUUCUAUUCCCCAGCAGUGACAGGAGCUAGUCUGUCCUUCCUGACUUUCCGUUAAGCAGAGCUGGUUUCAAGUUUCAGCUCCUCCUUGAAUUCCAGCUUGCUGAGACUUUCCUCUAGAAUCAUCCAAAAUGGAGCCUCUCACAGCCUACCCUUUGAGAUGUUCAGGGCCCAAAGCAAAGGCAUUUGCAGUUUUGCUGUCUAUGGUUCUGUGCACAGUAAUGCUAUUCCUCCUACAACUCAAAUUCCUAAAACCUAAAAUCAACAGCUUUUAUACCUUUGAAGUGAAAGAUGCAAAUGGAAGGGCGGUUUCUCUGGAAAAGUUUAAAGGCAAAGAGGUUGCACUAGUUGUAAACGUGGCUAGUGACUGCCAACUCACAGACAGAAAUUACUUAGCACUGCAGGAACUGCACAAGGAGUUUGGACCAUUCCACUUCAGCGUCUUGGCUUUUCCAUGCAAUCAGUUUGGAGAAUCGGAGCCCCGCCCGAGCAAGGACGUAGUAUCUUUUGCAAGAAAUAACUUCGGAGUAACAUUCCCCAUCUUCCACAAGAUUAAGAUUCUAGGAUCUGAAGCAGAACCUGCAUUUAGAUUUCUUGUUGAUUCUUCAAAGAAGGAACCAAGGUGGAAUUUUUGGAAGUAUCUGGUCAACCCUGAAGGUCAAGUUGUGAAGUCCUGGAGGCCAGAGGAACCCAUUGAAGUCAUCAGGCCUGAGAUAGCAGCUCUGAUUAGACAAAUGAUUAUAAAAAAGAAAGAGGAUCUAUGAAAAUGCCAUUGAACCAUUAUAUGGCAAUAGUCAGAAUACAAAAAUGUCUCCAUGAGGAUUUGGUCCCCUUUUAAAUUAACUCUAACAAUUAAAUAUGGCACUGAAGGAUAACUUUCCUUUUAUGUUAUCUUGUUAGUGAGUAGUAAUGAAUGUCCACAGUACAGAUGUUACCUAAAGCAAAAAUAAACAGCAGCCAGCGACUCUAAAUGAAAUAUAUUAAAUACUUCAUCUGACCACACUAAAUAAUUCAGAAUACCAAUGUGCUUCAAUAUCCUAUUGUUUCACUUGACAUUUUCUAGGAUUGUACUUGAUGGAAAUGUCAAUACACUAGACCAUUGUUUGAAUUCAAGAUACUGUGUGACAUUUCCAGAGUAACUGUAAAUGAUAUUUUUAUGUAAUGAAAGGCAAAAUAAACAUUGAAAAUGUGAAAUAUA